Messenger RNA from Mus pahari (shrew mouse), 2625 nucleotides. RefSeq names its product lipid droplet associated hydrolase (gene Ldah). Gene Ontology annotation, molecular function: lipase activity. The transcript is spliced from 7 exons. NCBI's taxonomy places the organism in Eukaryota, Metazoa, Chordata, Mammalia, Rodentia, Muridae. The coding region runs from base 75 to 1049 and encodes 324 amino acids. The record is from RefSeq and is a predicted model, not a curated record. Gene Ontology annotation, cellular component: lipid droplet. Gene Ontology annotation, biological process: lipid storage.
GCGGAACUUCCGGGUCUGGUGAAGCUUUGCCAAGACGUCGGUGAGCGACCCAGAUACCUUGUUUGUGGGCAGAGAUGGCCUCAGAAGUCGAGGAACAAAUCCCUGUGCAUGAGGAAUUCUUUCUUUGUGGUGGAGUUGAAACCCAGAUCAUAAAAUGUGGGCCCUGGACUAACCUCUUUGAGAAAGGUGCCAGCAAGCCAGAACAGCUUAUCUUCAUCAUUCCCGGUAACCCAGGCCAGUCCCCCUUCUACGUGCAAUUUGCAAAGGCCUUGUACUCUUUGAUGAAGAGCCGCUUCCCAGUGUGGGUAAUCUCUCAUGCUGGGUUUUCGGUGACUCCCAAAGACAAGAAGAUUCUUACAGCACCACACGAGUCAAAUGCUGAAAAAAUUGAGGACGUCUAUGGUCUGAAUGGCCAAAUAGAGCAUAAAAUAGCUUUUCUGAAAGCUCAUGUGCCAAAGGAUGUGAAGCUUAUCCUGAUUGGCCAUUCCGUAGGCACCUAUAUUACUCUCCAUGUGAUGAAGCGUGUCCCCGAGCUGCCUGUCGUCCACACCUUUCUGCUCUUCCCAACUAUAGAACGGAUGUCUGAAUCGCCCAACGGCAAGUUUGCCACUCCACUCUUGUGUCAGUUUCGAUACCUGCUCUAUGCUACCAGCUACUUACUUCUUAAGCCGUGUCCUAACGUAAUAAAAUCUUUGAUAAUCCAAAAACUCCUGGGAUAUAUGAACUUUAAGCUUGAACUUCCUUCGACGGACAUCCUUCAACCAUUCUGCCUUGCUAACGCUGCCUACCUCGGGAGCCAAGAAAUGGUCCAGAUAGUGAAGAGAGAUGAUGACAUCAUAAAGGAGCAUCUACCUAAGCUUAAGUUUUACUAUGGUAAAACCGAUGGCUGGUGCCCAGUAAAGUACUAUGAAGACAUGAAGAAGGAUUUCCCAGAAGGCAAUAUUUACCUCUGUGAGAAAGGAAUACCACAUGCGUUUGUUCUCGGUUUUAGCCAGGAGAUGGCUACCAUAGUUGCUGACUGGAUAAAUAAUAGACCGCCCAAAAAAUAAGUACUGGCCCAAGGAGGGGAAAAAAAAAUCACCUACAGCCAGUACAUAAAAGCUCUAGGUAUGUUCUGCUUAGGGGCAAAUGUUUAAUUCUAAUGCUUGAAGGAAAACUCGAGACCCUCCUGGCUUACAGAUUCCCAGCUCCCACACCCUGCGUUAAGACUAAAGUGAACCCGGCUGACAGCUCACUCCAUGGGGAGCAAUGAGCAGAGGAUGCUGACGGUGCACUUUCCCAGUUCAGGGGGCAAUCAGUUCAGACUUCAUACAGGUCCUGGCUGACAGCAUCACCCUGAGAAUCAUGAUUCACCUGCAAUAAACCAAAAAUCAAGUUUGCCUGACACUCAUCAACUAACUAGACAGCGUUGCUGAAGGAGCCUGACUCCACCCCGCCACAGGAUAACCAGCAGGCCUCUCCUGACCCCUGAAAUGCCAGGUCCCUGCUGGCUCCUCUAGAGCAAGAGGGGAGGGAUGAAGUGUCCACGUCAGAUUUGCACGGGAUUUCUCAUCAGUGUGAUUCAGCCAGUGACCUCCAUGCACAGGAUGCAGUGAGCCACCCAUCCCAUUCAUGAUGCCAUUAACUGCCUUGGGACCCUUCCCUUCUGAAAAUUUCCUAGGAUGCAAUUUUUGGAAAGGUGUUUUAAAUUGUUGACUAAAGCAUUAGUCAUUCUCCAUUUGCCUAAAUUUUAUUGAUUGGAAAGAAAGGAUUCGUGAAUGAACAGAGUUCUGAAAGUCAUUAAAUUUGUAUUACUUCACCUCGAAGUCCAGUAGAAAAGUUAGAGUGCUAACUUCCUGACACACUGGACAGCUCUGCUACCUUACCUUAAUUGACUCAAUCCUAAGAUCUCAGAGGCCAAUAAACCCAACUGUCUACAGUGAAAGUUGAACAAUUGGAAGCAUUCCAUUUUCUUGUAGAGAAAAGCUCUCGUAGCAGUAUCAUCCAUUCCUCAAGGGCAGCGAGAAGGUCCUUCCUCUCAAACCCCUAAGGCCCUGAUGAAGGAUUCAGUUCUCCUGUGCUGCCUCUCAGUGGUGAGAGGAGUGGGUUCUUAUCGCUCAGCAUGGCUUCUCCAGAGAAGUUCAGCCUCUCAGAGAGUAAAAGCUAGGCUGCAGCCAAGGAGUGCCCUUAGCCCAGGAAGACACCGUGAGUCCUCCCUGGUGUGUGAGUCCUCCCUGGUGUCUGCACAAGGACGUCUCCUGCAGAGCUGACCUGGGAGGCCAGGAUUCAGGCUCUGAGUGCCUUGCUUACAGAACAGGCGUGGUCACUAGUGGGAAUCAACGCAUAAAAACGAGUCCUGGUAAGCCAGACCUACUGGAACAAAUUAUUUUAUGUCACUCUUUGUUUUCCAAUUCCUGCUUAAAAGGCCCUGGUUCCUCAUUCCUAUUCCUCACCUCAACAUCAAAUGAGAUUUUAUAAUAAAUGUCUCACCCGCAGUCGCUGCUGUGUCUGGUCUGAUCUCUAUGCUGUAGGCAAGGAUCGAGUAUAAGCAGUUUGCAUAGGCUGAAUUCAGCUAUCAAAGGUGCUUCUGUCACUGCGCUUUUGGAAGAGGGAAGAAUCGGGUUUUAAGACAUGAAUCCUUGAGAA